AUGUAUACCAACCGAGGAAACCGAUUUUCACAUCAACCUUCCGGAACACCUUGGCGACCAGUAACGAUUCGACCGCCAGUACCAACCAACCCAAAUUUCGUAAAUGCGUUUUCAAGCUAUGAAAGUGACAGUGAUAGUGAUAGACCAAGACCUUAUAAUGUAAUAUUCGAUAGUUCUUCUACUUCACCGGCACUAAGUUCAUCAAGUCCUUCACCACAAGAAACGCCAGAAAUACCUGGGAUAAAUGAUUCGCCUAUAGCAAAUAUAGAAGAAAUAGAAGAUUCAGCAGGCACUUACUUAGAGCCAAAUAAUGUAGAAACCUCAGGAAUGGAACAAGAUAAUCAACUAACAGUCAAUACUUUAGAAGAUCAGGAUGAUUACGAGAACGAAAAUGUUCAUCCAAAUCAAAGUCAAAUAGAAAAUGACCCUUUGAAGCAAAAUAUUGCCUUUUUACGCAAAGCUGUACGACAAUUGGAAGAUGACGAAUGGCAAUUUAUACAGACCAAUAAUGAAUUUACGAAAUUCUAG
This is a messenger RNA of Dentiscutata heterogama, 528 nucleotides long. NCBI's taxonomy places the organism in Eukaryota, Fungi, Glomeromycota, Glomeromycetes, Diversisporales, Gigasporaceae. The record is from the annotation of a GenBank genome assembly.